Messenger RNA from Symbiodinium natans, 1038 nucleotides. NCBI's taxonomy places the organism in Eukaryota, Dinophyceae, Suessiales, Symbiodiniaceae. The record is from the annotation of a GenBank genome assembly.
AUGUGGAUUCCAAUUCUGAACUCUGAAGGGUCGUUGCUCAAGGCAGGCCUUUCUACAGUCCCCCCCCCCAAGAACAUGUCCAUGUCGGAAGAUGCGGAAGCGAAGAGUUGUGAAGAAUUACUAAAAGAAUGCAGUUCUGAGCCCAUCAUCUUCGUUGGGAAUUUGGACCAUACCUUCACAGCAGAUGCGCAAGUCAUCGUGAGUUUUCCUGGGGCCUACGGCAAGGCUUGGAACUACUUGACACACCAAGCACAAGAUUCUGGGAAUUCCAUCUUGACCACCUGCAUUUUUUUGCCGGACCAUCAUUCCGAGGGCUAUGGCCAUCAUGUCACAACCGGAGCUGAAGGCGGUGUGUGCCACUGUUCCCACCUUUAUGGAAGAAGACAAGUUUGGGGCUGCGCAUGGUACGCACUCUGGAUGGAAAAGACGCAGAAGGCCAGUACCGAAAAGUGCAAUCUCAUUGUUGUGACCAAACGUGAUGGCAGUCUUGGAAGAUCCCAGCAGGGGGAAGUGAACUUCUUAGAAGUAUGUGGACACGUCUACUGUCAAAUGACAAUCGAAGACUUUGUCUACUUCCAUCAUAAAGAGGCCCCACGGCGGAAGCAGAAGGUUGUGCAAACACAUGUCAAGCGCUUAUUGCGCGAGUGUCAAAUCCAGGUCGAGGCAUGUGCUGAUCAGAUCAGAAGAAUCCGUCGAGCUGGCGGUGACAGCACGACUGUUGCUCACAGUCCCAGCAUGUCUCCAUUCCGUGCAGCUUGGCCGAUUCGUUCGAAUCUUUUCCAAGAUGACCGUUCCACUGCUUCUCCCACUAGUCCCAGCAGUUCUACAUCAUCACCAUUCGCGAUGCAACGUAGUGACAACCUGCCAGUCCUUCCUGGCUUUCGGGAUCUUCGUGAUGACGUACCUCGCAUUGUGGACCUGCGUGACCGGGAGCUAGAAGUCGAUGAUCCACAACUGCAAGCGUUCGUUAGCAUGCGAAUCGAAGUACUUAAAGCGGAAGCUUUUCGACGACGUCGAAGCCGCAUGCGAGACGAGUGA